Molecule: messenger RNA, 4024 nt
Organism: Nyctereutes procyonoides (raccoon dog)
Lineage: Eukaryota; Metazoa; Chordata; Mammalia; Carnivora; Canidae
Gene: EPB41L3
Product: erythrocyte membrane protein band 4.1 like 3
Exons: 23
Coding region: 137-3487 (1116 amino acids)
Biological process (GO): cortical actin cytoskeleton organization
Cellular component (GO): cytoskeleton; plasma membrane
Molecular function (GO): structural molecule activity; actin binding
Source: RefSeq, a predicted model, not a curated record
CCGCGUCGGCGAGCAGCCCGCGGCGCCGGCUCCCUCCCCACGCCCGAGCCUCCUGCGCAGCGCCCGAGGACGCCGGCCCAGCCCCGGCCCCACGCCGCGGCGCGCGGGCUGCCCGCCCGGCCGAGAACAAUCAACCAUGACGACCGAAUCUGGCUCAGACUCGGAAUCCAAGCCGGAGCAGGAGGCCGAGCCCCAGGAGGCAGCCGGGGCGCAGGGGCCUGUGGGGGCACCACAGGGGCCAGGGCCCGAGCCUAGUGGGGAGGAGCAUCACCAGGUCCUGGAACAGUUCGAGGCCGCGGCACACAGCACCCCAGUGAGGAAGGAGGUCACUGACAAGGAACUGGAGUUCGCUGCUGGGGCUGCAAAACAGCUCGAAUAUCAGCAAUUGGAAGACGAUAAACUUUCUCAGAAAUCAUCUAGCAGCAAACUAUCUCGAUCUCCAUUAAAGAUUGUCAAAAAGCCUAAAAGCAUGCAGUGCAAAGUGAUACUUCUGGAUGGAUCAGAAUAUACCUGUGAUGUGGAGAAACGCUCCAGAGGCCAGGUGCUGUUUGAUAAAGUAUGUGAACAUCUGAACUUACUAGAAAAGGACUAUUUUGGGCUUACGUAUCGAGAUGCUGAAAACCAGAAGAAUUGGCUGGACCCUGCUAAGGAAAUAAAAAAACAAAUUCGAAGUGGUGCUUGGCACUUUUCAUUUAAUGUGAAAUUUUACCCACCAGACCCUGCCCAGCUAUCUGAAGACAUCACCAGGUACUACCUCUGCCUACAACUGCGAGAUGACAUCGUGUCUGGAAGGCUGCCCUGCUCCUUUGUCACCCUGGCCCUGUUGGGCUCCUACACUGUCCAGUCCGAACUUGGAGACUAUGAUCCAGAUGAAUGUGGGAAUGAUUACAUUAGUGAGUUCCGCUUUGCACCAAACCACACUAAAGAACUGGAAGAUAAAGUGAUCGAGCUGCACAAGAGCCACAGAGGAAUGACGCCAGCAGAAGCAGAGAUGCAUUUCUUGGAAAAUGCCAAAAAACUGUCCAUGUAUGGGGUUGAUUUACAUCAUGCCAAGGAUUCUGAAGGAGUAGAAAUUAUGUUAGGAGUUUGUGCAAGUGGUCUGUUGAUAUAUCGUGACCGUCUGAGAAUCAACAGAUUUGCCUGGCCUAAGGUUCUCAAAAUUUCAUACAAACGGAACAACUUUUACAUUAAGAUCCGGCCAGGAGAGUUUGAACAAUUUGAAAGCACCAUUGGCUUUAAACUGCCAAACCAUCGAGCUGCCAAGCGUUUAUGGAAAGUAUGUGUUGAACAUCAUACAUUUUUCAGACUGUUGUUACCAGAAGCACCUCCAAAGAAAUUCCUUACCUUGGGCUCCAAGUUUCGAUAUAGUGGCAGGACACAAGCCCAAACAAGAAGAGCCAGUGCAUUGAUAGAUCGUCCCGCCCCCUACUUCGAACGCUCGUCCAGCAAACGCUAUACCAUGUCUCGCAGCUUGGAUGGAGCAUCAGUGAAUGAAAACCAUGAAAUAUACAUGAAGGAUUCUGUGUCUGCUGCAGAGGUUGGUACUGGCCAGUACGCCACAACAAAGGGUAUCUCUCAGACCAACUUGAUCACCACUGUGACUCCGGAGAAAAAGGCCGAGGAGGAGCGGGACGAGGAAGAGGACAGACGGAAAAAGGCGGAAGAAGCCACGCCGGUCGCGGCAGCACGGCACGAGGGAAAGUCACCUGGGCUUGGCACUGACUCAUGUCCCCCGUCCCCUCCAUCAGCCCAUCGUCCCCCUGCAUCCUCCCCCGAGCUCCGUAGGAGGUGUAAGGAGAAUGACUGUCACCCCCUGGGUUUGGAACCAGCCAAAGGCACCGUGCGUGUGCAUGGAGAGCCCGCCUUGGACUCUGACCACAAAGGGAAGCCAUCCCUAGGGGACCAAGAUGUGGCUUUUAGCUACAAGCCACAGCCUGGCAAAGGGACCACCCUGUUUUCCUUCUCCUUGCAGCUCCCGGAGUCCUUCCCUUCUCUUCUAGAUGAUGAUGGGUACCUCUCUUUCCCCAACCUGUCGGAAACCAACCUCCUCCCCCAGAGCCUGCAGCAUUAUCUCCCGAUUCGCUCACCCUCCCUUGUGCCCUGUUUCCUCUUCAUCUUUUUCUUUCUGCUCUCCGCCUCCUUCUCAGUGCCAUAUGCCCUCACUCUCUCCUUCCCUCUGGCUAUGUGCCUCUGCUACCUGGAGCCCAAGGCGGCCUCCUUGAGUGCCUCACUAGACAAUGACCCGAGUGACAGUUCAGAGGAAGAGACCGACAGUGAGCGCACGGACACCGCGGCCGACGGGGAAACCACUGCUACUGAGUCGGACCAGGAGGAAGAUGCAGAGCUCAAGGCACAGGAGCUAGAUAAAACUCAAGAUGACCUGAUGAAACACCAAACCAAUAUUAGUGAGCUGAAAAGAACCUUUUUAGAAACCUCCACAGACACUGCCAUCACGAAUGAAUGGGAAAAGAGGCUUUCUACUUCCCCAGUGCGACUAGCCGCCAGGCAGGAGGACGCGCCCAUGAUCGAACCACUUGUACCUGAAGAGACUAAACAGUCGUCUUCUGAAAAGCUCAUGGAUGGCUCUGAAAUCUUCAGUUUGUUAGAGUCUGCAAGGAAACCAACAGAAUUCAUAGGAGGGGUUACUUCUACUUCUCAAAGCUGGGUUCAGAAAACAGAAACCAAGACGGAGUCCAGCAAGACGGAGACAGAAACAAGCCACUUAGCACCGAGCCCCCAGCCACUUAGCACCGAGAAGGUUGUGCAGGAAACCGUGCUGGUGGAGGAAAGACAUGUGAUGAAUGUGCAUGCGAGUGGGGAUGCUUCUUACGUGGCUGGAGAUGACAUGGAUGCUGCGACACAGGCAGCAUCUGCUGAUGCUUCUGGCUUGAAAGGGAAGGAGGGCUCUGCUCUGCCGGAGGGGGCUAAGGAGGAGAAGGGGCAGGUGGCCGAUAAAGCUGUCCUCGAACAGGAAGAGACAGCUACUGCUUCCCACGAGCCAGAGGAGGAGCAGAGUACAACAAUCCACGUUCCUGAAACUCGGGAACAGAAACCUCAUUUUGAGUCAUCAACCGUGAAGACAGAGAGCCUCAGUUUUGGCAGUGUUUCACCAGGAGGAGUAAAGCUAGAAAUUUCUACCAAGGAAGUGCCGGUAGUUCACACAGAAACAAAAACGAUAACGUAUGAAUCGUCACAGGUUGACGCUGGUGCAGAUUUGGAACCAGGCGUGCUAAUGAGCGCGCAGACGAUCACGUCUGAAACCACCAGUACCACGACCACCACCCACAUCACCAAAACUGUGAAAGGAGGCAUCUCCGAGACGAGAAUUGAGAAGCGGAUAGUCAUCACAGGAGAUGCGGACAUCGACCAUGACCAGGCGCUGGCUCAGGCAAUUAAAGAGGCCAAAGAGCAGCACCCUGACAUGUCAGUGACCAAAGUAGUGGUCCAUAAAGAGACAGAGAUCACACCGGAAGAUGGAGAGGAUUGACCCCAGGAAUAAUUUAGCCUGCACAUGAAUCCAGUCAUGCAAACCAUUAGGAAAACCAGAGCCUAUAUGGAGUUCCCUCUUCUAACCCAACUGACUUGUAUCUAUCUGCCCAUGGAAAAUUUCAAUCCAGAAGAACUGACCUUGACCAUUAAUAAAGACACUGGCAGAAAGAUCUUCCCAUAAUAAAACAAUCCGAAUCAGCAUCACGAAACUGAUAUUGCAUGAAGCAACGAUAAAAUUACAAAAGAGUAGCAUUUUUAAUUUCCACCAAGUGUCUAAGUUUUCAGCUAUAUCUGCACGUUCAUAACCAACAAUAUAAACCGUGAUCUCAUGUAACACAUAAACAAUUCAUGCCUUUCAUAGUUUAUUAUUAAAGUCUAAACAAAACCACAAUUUCUUAGGUGACAGAUCUUUUGUUUACAGACAAAUGAAGAUUACCCUAAAAUGCUAGAAGCUGUCUAGGUCCGAUGUGUCAGGUUUAUCCCAGAUUAGAUGUGCCAAUAACCCAAGUUUAUUCAGUAAACAACUUGAAUCUUG